Messenger RNA from Mandrillus leucophaeus (drill), 1442 nucleotides. RefSeq names its product ferredoxin 1 (gene FDX1). Lineage: Eukaryota; Metazoa; Chordata; Mammalia; Primates; Cercopithecidae. Bases 1 to 423 code for a protein of 140 amino acids. Gene Ontology annotation, biological process: P450-containing electron transport chain; positive regulation of oxidoreductase activity. Gene Ontology annotation, cellular component: mitochondrion. Gene Ontology annotation, molecular function: 2 iron, 2 sulfur cluster binding. The record is from RefSeq and is a predicted model, not a curated record. The transcript is spliced from 4 exons.
AUGGUGGCGAUUUAUAUAAAGCAGAUCUCUCAACAGCCCUUUGACCCCAUGAUCUCAGAAGAUAAAAUAACAGUCCACUUUAUAAACCGUGAUGGUGAAACAUUAACAACCAAAGGAAAAGUUGGUGAUUCUCUGCUAGAUGUUGUGGUUGAAAAUAAUCUAGAUAUUGAUGGCUUUGGUGCAUGUGAGGGAACCCUGGCUUGUUCAACCUGUCACCUCAUCUUUGAAGAUCACAUAUAUGAGAAGUUAGAUGCAAUCACUGAUGAGGAGAAUGACAUGCUUGAUCUGGCAUAUGGACUCACAGACAGGUCACGGUUGGGCUGCCAAAUCUGUUUGACAAAAUCUAUGGACAAUAUGACUGUUCGAGUGCCUGAAACAGUGGCUGAUGCCAGACAGUCCGUUGAUGUGGGCAAGACCUCCUGAACUAGAACAAAUGGGAAUGUUUUCAUGGAAUUUUACCUAUUUUUAUAAUUAUUAUUUCUUAAAGUGAUUAAAUGAGAACAUGGAUGAGUGGACUUCAUAUUAUGACUAGCUUUUACUAUUUUAAUUCACGUUGUAUAACUACAGAAUUUUGUCAUUCUUGAAAGUAUGCAAUUUUUAUUUUGGUUAUAUUACAAAAAUGUCAAUCAAAUAUUAAAAAAUAGUUAAUGUGAUAGAAAAACCUUACAUAUUUUUUUCUUAUUUUUGUUUAGCGACUUUAGCAAAAUGUUUUCAUAUAAUCUCAUCUGUUUACCUAGAAGAUAGGUUAAGGAAAUAUAUUAUUAUUCCUGUUUGAUGUGGGUGAAGGCAGAGAUCUAACCUGGCUUGUUUAGGGCCAUACCACUGAUUAGAAAAUCUGUACUAGAACCUGUGUCUUAUUACUAUAAGUUAUGUGUUCAGACUGAAACUGGAGAAAUUAUGACUAUUUAUAGUGAUAGUUAAAUCUGAAUGUGUAUGGACAAAAAUAUUUAAUUGCUCAGUGAACUGCUUAACUUCAAAGGUAGUUAUUAACCUUAUAAAUAAAUGUUUCAGAAUUUUGAUUCUGAAGUCUAAGUCUGAGCAGAGAAAUUAUAACGCUGUCAAAGAAGUUUGAUCUCUGUUUUGACUAUACUAGAGGAAUAACGAUUGGUUGUGUUUAUUCUUUUCUAAGCAGAACGGUUUAACUUUGUACUCUUUGAAAAAUCAUGCUGAUUUAUAAAUCUCUGCCUAUAACAGAAUGGAAACCUUAUGAAUGAAUUGUUUUUCUCUGUCCUGAGCUGGAGAAGGGAAUGAGCAGGCUGACACAUCGCACAGCCCUAGGUGGCGCCAUUCUCUCACGCAAGGAUGGGGCUGCAGUGUGAGCAGCGUGGACUGCAGUGUGUCAGUCCCAGGAGGGAGGGAGUGGCGAGCACCACAGAUUACCAUGUAUGUGUGGAAGACAUUUGUAACCUUAUCUUUACUAUAAAUAAAUUCAUAAAAGUUAA